CAUCAACAGGGGAAAGCGUGCAUGCAGGAUCGAGGUAGAGUAGCUAAUCGCAGCUUUCAGCGGACACUAGAUGCUAUUUUGGUGUUGUUUGGAAACUCCGGCGCAGUUCUAGGCGACUAGAUAGAUAGCUCAGCACUAGUGUUUAUUCUGCCUCUACAACAACAAAACAAUCCACGGGACUAUGACCGACGUGUCGCAGAAGGAGGCUGAGGAGACGAGGCAGGCAGCAACCGACGAGGAAGAGCCGAUGGAUCCAUCCAGAGAGUCCCUUCGCUCCUCGACGCCCGUCAUUCUCCCCACCAUAAUGACCGACUCCCAGCGAAACACUCUCCUCGGGAUACCGGUAUCGGCAGGCAUCGCCCGAGACGCCACAACUCCCGUCGUUCCGGCUCCCUACGGGCCCGAAAAGCUCGUGCCUCGAGCUCCGGACACCCUAGUCGAGACACUGGACGAGACUACCGCACCUAAUACCGAAGAAGACGGAGAGACCGGGACUGACGGCGCAGAAAGAGCCAGGCGACCGUUUUGCCGGAGGCAGACCCGCUCAGUGCGGAUGGCCCAGAAAGAGUCGCGGCGCUACCGAGAGAGCAAGAAACUGUGGGCCGUUGCAGCUGGAGACUUUCACGGGAUCUACGGCGACGAGCUGACGCUCAAAGCCGGCGAGAAAGUGGAGAUUGUGUCGAAGGACGUCCGGGUGUCGAGAAACAUCGGGUGGUGGACGGGGAGAAACGAGCGGGGACGGUACGGUAUCUUUCCGGAAGGCUGCGUCAAGAUACUGCCCAAAGACGGAGACGGAGAAGAGGAGGUGAACAUCGAGACAGAAUAUCCGUUCAUCAUAUCGUGCUCCGACAUUGAUCUGAAAGAGGCGAUAGGAUUGGGAGGCUUUGGACGGGUUCACAGAGCCAUUUACAUGAAGCAAGAGGUGGCGGUGAAGGUGGCGAAGAGCACCACGUUCGACCUUGUCAAGGCCGCGCAGGACGUCAUAACGGAGGCACAGAAGUUUGCCAACCUUGCUCACGUCAACGUGUGCGCACUCAUUGGCGUGGUGCUAGUUCGCGACGUGUGUCUGGUGAUGGAGUACGCCCAGGGAGGGGCUUUGUCCGAGGUGUUACACAAGAAGAAGCUGGCGCUGCCCCUGGAGGUGAUCCUGGACUGGUCUGGCCAGAUUGCCAGUGGAAUGAACUACCUCCAUACAGAGGUGAAGCCUUCACUCAUCCAUCGCGACCUCAAAUCAGGCAACAUUCUGCUGGCCAACCAGAUCACUCCUAGCUACCUGUACCACAACACCAUCAAGAUCACUGAUUUUGGCCUCGCACGAGAGAUUGAGCACACGACGCAGAUGACCGGUGCAGGCACCUAUCCCUGGAUGGCCCCUGAGGUUAUCAUCUCUAACGACUUCUCCACCAAGUGCGACGUUUGGAGUUAUGGAGUGGUGCUGUGGGAGCUGCUGACUGGCGAGAAACCGUAUGGAAAUCUCAAUGCCUUUGUUGUUGCCUACGGAGUGGGUCGCGGGACUCUCAGCCUCCCGAUCCCCGCAGGCUGCCCCGAGUCUUUCCAGGAACUCAUGAGCGCCUGCUGGCAAAAGGAGCACACAAAACGGCCACCAUUCACCGAGAUCCUCGAUCGACUGAAGAACAUUGAGCUAGAGGAGUUCAUGUCUAGCACGAGUUUCGACGAUUUCCUUUCCAUCCAGAGCACGUGGAAGACGGAGAUACAGGAGCAGUUCCUAAAGUUCAAGAGAGAGGAGAGUGCGUUCAAGGAGCAGGAGCUGCCGGGAGACCUAGCCAAGAGGAUCAAGCAGCAGGAGGAGAAGAUUCAGCAGCAGCAGCACGAGCUGGAGAAGCUGCGGACGGACACGAAGCAGGCGCAGGAGGAGUGGCAGCGGCGACGAGAGCUGGAGCAGAACGAGGCGUUCCAGCGACAGAGAGAGGAGCUGGAGAGACUCAAGGAGAAGUUGAGGGAGAUGGAGAGGAGGAGAGAGAACAACCCUGCAUCUCCAGCACAGCAGCAGCAGAGCCGACCUCCUCGGGUGAAGCGAUUCUCUGCACGUCGCCUCCUAAAGUGGCUCUCCGGUACAGACAGCCAGAAGACCAGCUCGAAACUCCAGCAGCAAAAGUCCACCUCGUCCUCCAGCGCUGCAACCACUGCUCACCCCUCUGUACAAUACUCUACUGCCAGCGACAGACGAGCUUCACUCCAGCCUCCACGCAGGGCCACAAGUAACCCGUCAACUUCGCCCCCCGAGUCCCGCCGACCGUCUUCGUUAAUUGAUGAUGUCACCACGACGUCGUCCAUUCCUGGGAUGCUAGUUGUGAACAAACGUACCUCCCUACCACACAAGUUCAGGGAGAGAGACGCGGCGCCUGGGGCAGGUGUGGGGGAGGGGGGUCGGAGGGGGCCACAAGAGGCGGUACUCUGGCGGGAACAUUCCCAUGUCGCAGAUCGAGGGGUUUGGGCAGCCGACAAGCCCCACCCCCAUCCCCUUGUUCACUGCCGGAGGGUUGGGGUCCCACAUUCGGCCGUUCACGGAGGGGAUGCAGAAGAUGAUAGAUCGCGACGUGUCGCCGGGCGUUCGCAUCCGUUCUCUCUCACACCCUCGCUCCCCCUCUCCCAAUCCCCUGCCUCUUGGUGUUUCAUCACCAAAUUCUCCCAAGUCUCCACAGUCAACAAGCACUGCAAGUACUGCCCACAGCCAAUCGGCCUCAGUAGCCAGCGAAUUCGGCUCAAUUAAGAAACCAUCCAAUCUCACUCUGCAAAACAGGCACAUUGUGUCCUCCGACGACAGCGACCAGAACUCCCCCAUGAGCUACCCCUAUGUCUACGACUCGGGCAAAGAGAGCACGACGGGAUCAUUUCUGUCGAACCAGUCAGCAGCGAGUCACCUCAUAUCGUUCGACUCGCCCGGACACUCCAAGACUGAGCUGCCGAUGGCGAUGUUUGACCCACUCUAUCAGUCCUUGGCAGACGAGGCCCUCAAACAGCUGAAACAGACCACGUCCUACGACUCGCUACUCCAGGACCCCAACGGAGGAACCACUUCGGGAAACGUGAGCCCGUGCAUCUUCUCCACCUCACCCAAUCUCAAACGACACUCCUCACCGCGAGGCAAACACACCUCUCCUCGUUCCUCCCUCGUCGCACAAGACCCGCUGACGGCCGCAGCCUCAGCUGCUUCAGCAGUCGCCGCCGAAAUAAAAAACAGCCCCAUUGCCCGCCCACGCCCUCGUCCGGGGCAACUCAACUCUUACACCAGUGACACGGGCCCUCUUUGCCCCUUCUCUCCGGCAAACUACACGCGACCCCACCGUCACAGUGACGUGUCACCCUCGGGAUCAGUCCAGAGUCUCUAUGCAGCCAUGACGGACUUUGACUACGGAGUGGGAGGAGGGUUUCAGUCGGACACCUCGACCCACAGCAGUCUUCUGGACCUGCCUCACGGAGAUGACAUCACCGAUCCCCCACUGGUGCCUACUCCUGCCGAACUCGGACUCUAUUUCGAAUUCGACCCUUCGAAAUUCUAACCACCUUGUGAUUCUCAUUACCUCUUCUUACCAAAUCAAGUGUGUGUUUGUGUGUGUGUGUGCUUAUGUCUCAGUGUAAUGUUUUCGUGUGAUAACAUCUGUGCACGUAAUCCUUUUUCUAGCAUAUUAUUUUUACCACACUCGUGUGUACAUUCAUUCAUUAUACUUUUUAAAAAAGAUUUCUCCCACCCUCCACCUGGUUACAGGUGGUUUAAUGUGGCUGGCUGUCAUAAUUAUUAUUUCCCUGUUGGCCUGAAUCAGGUAUAAAUUUCAUUAUGUUUGAUCAAUCAAUGUCCAUUUGAUGAGAGAAUCACAAAGUGAAACGGGAAAUACAUUGCGUGAAUGAUCGAGGAAAGUUUGGUCAUGUCGUGGAAGAGAGGGGAGGAGGAAUGGCAGAAUGGCUGUCAUCACGAAUCACUUUUUUUGUCUGCAGAAGGAGACGAGAGCUAGUGUUUUGAAAGUGCACAAUAAAUUGAUAAACACAUCCUGGAUCAAAUUCCCUACUGAGUUCGCAUUCCAUUGUCAAUGUUUUGGUUAAUGAGGUAAUCACAUAAACGAUUGUCUCCCGGCCUUCCACUCAAUAGAACUUCAAAUUUGGCAAACAAUAGAUACCAAUAGAGCUGCAG
This is a messenger RNA of Geodia barretti, 4147 nucleotides long. The record is from the annotation of a GenBank genome assembly. NCBI's taxonomy places the organism in Eukaryota, Metazoa, Porifera, Demospongiae, Tetractinellida, Geodiidae.